This is a messenger RNA of Papaver somniferum (opium poppy), 398 nucleotides long. Its product is annotated as gamma-glutamylcyclotransferase 2-2-like. The record is from RefSeq and is a predicted model, not a curated record. Gene Ontology annotation, cellular component: cytoplasm. Lineage: Eukaryota; Viridiplantae; Streptophyta; Magnoliopsida; Ranunculales; Papaveraceae. Gene Ontology annotation, molecular function: glutathione specific gamma-glutamylcyclotransferase activity; gamma-glutamylcyclotransferase activity. The transcript is spliced from 5 exons. The coding region runs from base 60 to 371 and encodes 103 amino acids. Gene Ontology annotation, biological process: glutathione catabolic process.
UUUGCCAGUGGGGUGCUGCAUUCUGUGUCAAAGGAGGUCCUGAAAAGGAAAGACUAGCAAUGGAGUAUUUGGAGAGAAGAGAAUGCGAGUACGAUCUAAAGGCAAGUGUAGACUUUUACAGGGAAGAUGACCCUCUUAAGCCAGCCGUAACCGGAUGCUUGGUGUUCACAUCCACUCCAUGCAAAAUAUCGAAUAAGUAUUAUUUGGGGCCAGCUCCAUUAGAGGAUAUGGCGAGUCAAAUUGCAACUGCUACUGGGCCUUGCGGGAACAAUAGAGAUUAUCUCUUUAAGUUAGAGAAGGCCUUGGCUGAUAUUGGUAAGCGUUUUUUCUUCUUUAUUCUAUUGUCAUUCUACACAAACUCACCACAUUAAACCGGACUUUGACUAAACAUUUCACAA